Molecule: messenger RNA, 622 nt
Organism: Sceloporus undulatus (fence lizard)
Lineage: Eukaryota; Metazoa; Chordata; Lepidosauria; Squamata; Phrynosomatidae
Product: 60S ribosomal protein L27a-like
Exons: 5
Coding region: 133-579 (148 amino acids)
Biological process (GO): translation
Cellular component (GO): ribosome; cytosolic large ribosomal subunit
Molecular function (GO): structural constituent of ribosome
Source: RefSeq, a predicted model, not a curated record
UCCCAGGAUGCAACAGGAGGCUGCUCUGGCAUAGUUGCACUAGAGACGCAGCUCUCGCGAUACUUGCUUCCCUUUCACGGAAGUCUCGCGGGAGUCGCCUCGUCUUCCUUUGCUUAAUUCGGAGCCGACGAGAUGCCUUCAAGACUAAGAAAGACCAGGAAGCUGCGGGGUCAUGUCAGCCAUGGGCAUGGCCGCAUUGGUAAGCACAGGAAACAUCCUGGAGGACGUGGAAAUGCUGGGGGCAUGCAUCAUCACAGAAUUAACUUCGACAAAUACCAUCCUGGUUAUUUUGGAAAGGUUGGUAUGAGACACUACCACUUGAAGAAGAACCAGCACUUCUGCCCAACAGUCAAUUUAGAUAAGCUCUGGACACUUGUUAGUGAACAGACAAGGCUAAAGUAUGCUAAACAUCCAGCUGGAUUAGCACCUGUUAUUGAUGUUGUACGCUCGGGAUAUUAUAAAGUCCUGGGCAAGGGAAAACUUCCCAAACAGCCUGUGAUUGUGAAAGCAAAAUUCUUCAGUAGAAAAGCAGAAGAGAAAAUUAAAGGUGUUGGUGGAGCUUGUGUGCUAGUAGCAUGAAGAUUUUCUAUGUGUUUUCAGUUUAAAUAAACAUUGUUUCAGA